Halichondria panicea is the source of this 999-nucleotide messenger RNA. Its product is annotated as SWI/SNF-related matrix-associated actin-dependent regulator of chromatin subfamily A containing DEAD/H box 1-like. The transcript is spliced from 8 exons. The record is from RefSeq and is a predicted model, not a curated record. Gene Ontology annotation, molecular function: chromatin binding; ATP-dependent chromatin remodeler activity; DNA binding. The coding region runs from base 160 to 789 and encodes 209 amino acids. Gene Ontology annotation, cellular component: nucleus. NCBI's taxonomy places the organism in Eukaryota, Metazoa, Porifera, Demospongiae, Suberitida, Halichondriidae.
AAAAGUGCAGCGCUACUGACUUUUACCACGUGUUCUCAAUAUUAUGAUAAAGACUACAUUGUGUGGGGAGUGGGUGGUCUCGGAGAUACUGCUUUCCAACACUUCAAGAGAGCAUCAACGUCUGACCCUCCCAUCCAUUUUGGCACGACUCCAGUUAACAUGUGUCCCCGUGAGGUCCAGUGCCAACAGUGCAGUGAACCAUUUGAAGCAGCUGUGAUUGAGGCUCUUGAAGACACUAUCUUCUCUGUUAGCAUAGGACCCUCUGGUGCUGACAGAGGCUAUGAGGCCAUUACUGGUCAAGUGGGAUGGCUUACUACAUCAAUAACACCUUGGUACCUGAGCUGGUGGUACAGAGAGACCAGGCCUACGUGUUCAUUGAGAUUGCUUUCCCUUGUAGACAAUUGGGUUCGUGAGUUUGAGGUGUGGUGUCCAGCCAUGACAGUCAUAGCGUACUGGGGUUCCCAACAGGACAGGUCUCAGAUGAGAUAUGAGAUCCUUUCCAAUCGUGAUAACUUUGAUGUCAUCCUCACAACGUACAAUGUGUGUAUAGGUCAGGCUGAGGACAGGAAGUUCUUUAGGAAGCUCUCUCUAGACUGUCUCGUACUGGACGAGGGACACAUGCUCAAGAACAUGAACUCACUGCGAUACACACACCUCAUGAAAAUACAGGGAUGUGACGGUCCUGAGGCUGGUGGGUGCACGUGGUGGGACAGUGGAAGAGGACAUCCUCCAGUUCUAGUCUGCACAGAGCAAGCUGCGACUGGAGCACGACCUCACAGCCUCCACUGACCACGAUGAUAAAUUGAACGUGACUGGUCUCCUACAGAAGGGUCUAGCAAGAUCUCAAACUAUGAACCUCCCAACCUAACGUUGACUAUUGAGUUUAGUUCUCAUUAAAAAAUUCCUUGAACUCCCUCAACAUCAUUCAGAUCAGUAUGUUUUAUUGUCAGUGAAUGCAGUGAUUUUUGUAAAAGAAAUACUACACUUUCGUUUUUGUGA